GCCGCCGCCGCCGAAGCCUCCGGUCCCGGCCCGGUCCCGGUCCCGGUUCGGCCCCGACCAGGCCCCGGCCCCCGGCGCCGGCCCCGACCCGGCCAUGAAGUUCCUGUACAAGGAGGAGCAUCCGUUCGAGAAGCGCCGCUGCGAAGGCGAGAAGAUCCGCAAGAAGUACCCGGACCGAGUCCCGGUGAUCGUGGAAAAGGCGCCCAAGGCCCGAAUUGGGGACCUGGACAAGAAGAAAUAUUUGGUGCCCUCGGACCUCACAGUGGGGCAGUUUUAUUUCCUGAUCAGGAAGAGGAUCCACCUGAGGGCCGAGGACGCCCUUUUCUUCUUCGUCAACAACGUGAUCCCCCCCACCAGCGCCACCAUGGGGCAGCUCUACCAGGAACACCACGAGGAGGAUUUCUUCCUGUACAUCGCCUACAGCGACGAGAGCGUCUACGGGGCCUGACGCCCCCUCCCCAAACCCCUUCCCCCCCCCUCAAAAAAAAACCCCUCCCCGACCCCUCCAAUUCCCCCCUAAAACUCCCUUUUUCCCCCCUCCCUCCCCCUUCGCGACCCCUCCCCAAAAUAAACGAGACGGAGCCGCCUCAGCGCGCCGGAA
Molecule: messenger RNA, 601 nt
Organism: Pipra filicauda (Wire-tailed manakin)
Lineage: Eukaryota; Metazoa; Chordata; Aves; Passeriformes; Pipridae
Gene: GABARAP
Product: GABA type A receptor-associated protein
Exons: 4
Coding region: 95-448 (117 amino acids)
Biological process (GO): autophagosome assembly; autophagy of mitochondrion; cellular response to nitrogen starvation
Cellular component (GO): autophagosome membrane; autophagosome; cytosol
Molecular function (GO): GABA receptor binding; ubiquitin protein ligase binding
Source: RefSeq, a predicted model, not a curated record